Molecule: messenger RNA, 447 nt
Organism: Penicillium subrubescens
Lineage: Eukaryota; Fungi; Ascomycota; Eurotiomycetes; Eurotiales; Aspergillaceae
Gene: aspf13
Product: allergenic cerato-platanin Asp F13
Exons: 1
Coding region: 1-447 (148 amino acids)
Source: RefSeq, a predicted model, not a curated record
AUGAAGUCCUUCAUCGCCAUCUCCUCCGCCAUCCUGGCCAGCCUCAAUCUCGCCGCCGCUGUCCCAGCACCCGCAGCAGAGGCAGUCUCGGUCUCAGUUUCCUACGACCCAGUGUACGAUGUUGCCGGCUCAUCUACGAACACAGUUGCCUGCGGCAGUGUUCUCAACCAAAAGUAUCCCACAUUCGGCUCGCUGCCAGGUUUCCCUCACAUCGGCGGUGCUCUCGCCGUCUCGGGCACCGGUAGCCCUAACUGUGGCAAGUGCUACCAGCUGCACUUCUCUGGCAAUGGAGUCGAUAAGACCAUCACCGUUCUGGGGAUCGACACCGCUCCUGGGGGUUUCAACAUUGGCCUCCGGGCCAUGAACGACCUCACCAAUGGUCAGGCUGAGCAGCUCGGUCGUGUCCAGGCUACCUACACCGAGGUUGAUAUCUCGCAGUGCGCGUAA